Umbelopsis ramanniana AG is the source of this 1184-nucleotide messenger RNA. RefSeq lists its product as uncharacterized. The coding region runs from base 30 to 914 and encodes 294 amino acids. The transcript has a single exon. The record is from RefSeq and is a predicted model, not a curated record. Lineage: Eukaryota; Fungi; Mucoromycota; Umbelopsidomycetes; Umbelopsidales; Umbelopsidaceae.
UGAAAGGUUGGUGUCGUUCUUAUGACAGAAUGCCGGUGCUUGUUUCACAAUUUUUUUUUUUUUUUUUAGGCCAAAAAAUUUGUCAUAAAUUGGUUUGCCUAUCAUUUUUAGCUCUCUUCUUCACUCUUGUUUCGCUCUUCUCUUCAUCCUUAUACCAUAUCGUGACGGCAAUGUCUGUUAACGUGCUGUCUGCGCCUUCUUCCCUCAGCGCCGUUGGUAACGAAUCGCAGUUGGACUCUGCCGUCCAUAGUCUUUAUAAACUCUAUCAUACGCCACCACCGCCUAUGAAUCGUCCGCAAUCUCGUCAUCACCGCAGUGAUUCUCGUACGAUCAUUGCUGAAGACGACUAUAUGAUAUCGUAUGGUCGUGAAAACGCUCAUAGUAUCGCGCAAACGCCAGCUUUGAAGUCCAAAUUGAAUAAGUUGCCCGCAGUAGCACCGAUCUCGUCCGACGCUAUGGAUGCUGAGAUGGUGGAAUUGAUACGUAAUACGGCAGCUAAUGCAAGACUAAGCAUGCCAUCUUUGUCAGAUGUUAGCUUGCGAAGAAAACCUAAAAUGAACGAUAGGAUUGUGUCAUUCAAUGAAAGUCCCGAGUACAUCACCACGCCAUCAUCAUCAGACUCCGACUCAGUCGAUGCUGUGGAUGACUCAACAGAACAAUUCAUUCCCGAAACGCCUCCCUCGCCUACCAAGAGGGCGGUGAAGACCCUUCGCAAUACUGUUGUUCGCGGAAAAUCACCAGAGAGAUCAGAACAGGUUUCGAAGCAAUCUCGGUCCAGACCUGUUUCAGCUCCACCGGCUCUUUCAUCAUCAUCAUCCGAUGCUCAACGACCCAAUCACCCAUUGAAGACAAUUGGGAAAUGGUUGACGGACAAGAACAAGUGGCUUAAUGCAGAUCGCACUUUUCUCUACUAGUCUGCAUUCUAAUUCUUUUCUUAUUGUAUAUAACAAACCACUCUUUUAAUUUGUCUCACCACCCAUCUCAUACAUGAAUUGCAUUGUAUCAUAAUUCACACAUUUCCAUUUAUACUUCUGUUUCCAUUUAUUUUUUCAUAACAAUCAAUAUAAACGUUUGUCGAUGUAGUCACUGAGCUUGCAUUUGGACCCUGUCAUCGUGGAAAGCGCUGUGACUGGGGACAUAGCGAGCGGCAGUCAAAAUUUUUAUUUUUUCGAAAUUUUUCAUGG